ACGUCGUACAUAGGAUUCAAAUUGGAGGGAAAACCGCGCUCUCGCCAUUGCGGUUGUAAGGAAAAGUGUCAGAAGUUUCUAAGCUAUUCAAGCGGAAAGUGCGAGGCAUUCUGAAAGAAUAAAUAGGUGGUGAAAAUUUUAAAUUUUCCAAUAGUGUUUCAGUGCUACUGAGUGAAAGUGCGCGAAAUGUCUCAACCAACGGUUGCAGCAUACUUUAAUACUCGCAAACGCGUAGCAGCGGAAGAAUUGAGUGGAACCAUACGUAACAAGGUACUGGUGGUAGAGCAUUCGGCUUCUGAGUUUGCACCAGAGCCACUGUGUCCGAGCCAAGUUCUAGCCAACACUAAGAAUUUUCUUUCCAAGAAUGCCGCUAUUGAGGGAUCAAUCAUGGGUGCUGCAAGCCUCACCCCGGAGACGAAGCGGAUUACCAGAUCCACCAGAAGCAUCAAACGCAUUGGGGCGGUAACGGUGGACGAGAAGACCAAACAGAUGCUAGAUCAGCCAAAAUUGGUAAAAUUUUUGAAAAUGGGAGCUUUGUCACCGAAGAAAAAGAUGUCUCAACAAUUGGCCAGUCCGGUUAAGGCGUCCCAACCGGCGACGGUUCCUAGUGCGGAGUUUUCCGUUAAAAACAACGCUAGCAAUGUUGAGCGGGGCAUGAGGACGCCAACGAAGCAAACGCCACAAGCUCCGGUCAGACCGGCGGCCCCAAAUGUGGCCAACAUGCCACUCAAUGAGAUCAAGAGCAAGCUGAGCCGAAGUGCCCGGUUGGCUGAGCUGAAAACUUCGCUGAACAAGCUGCAGAACGGGUUCGAUAGACUGGAUCGGAUGGAGAAGGUGCGACUCGAGAAUAGUAAGAUAGCGCCGGUUCCGCCCAGCCCUACCACAGCAGCGCGUAAUCUUAAGGAAUUUCAGACGCUCGAGGUCGAGGUGCCUGUGAGCCCUCUGAAAGCCGCCUUCAUCUCUCCCACAAAGAUGUUCCACCGGACUCCGACCAAGGCGAACCACAGUUCACUUAUGUCACCUCAGAAGACAAUAACGCCUAAGAAACUUUCACUGUUGAUGAGCCCAAUCAAGGAACCGUCGGCCACGCCGGUCACUGCGAGCCCGACCAAAGUUCCGGCUUAUCAACGCUUCCAAAAUCUCGCGGAAGCCGGUCGUCCGGCGCUUCAACUCCCCUACAAAUACCGUUCGCUGGCAGAGCUGUUCAAAUGUAUCGACACUGUGUGCUCAAUGUUCCACAACAGGAAGGAACAGAUCACAUUCAAGAAGCUGAAACCCGCGGUGCAGCGAAUGGCACGCAAAAAUUUGUUCGAAAGUCAUUUAGCUCAAAUAAAAACCUUAUUUCCGGAUGCAUUCGUACUGAGUCAGGAGUUGACCAAGAACUACGGUUCGGCCACUAAGCAUGACACAUAUCAGCUUGUUAUUAAACCAAACGUGGAGGAAAAGGUGCCGAAACAUACCGGCGAUGACGCGAAUAUCGUUCGUAGCGCUCAAGAUCAUGCGAUGAAUCCACAGGUGAUAGUGGAACGUGGCCAGAAGUUCCAUCGACUCUUAUUGGAGAAAGCGAAAGAGGCACACGUGAAAUUUCUGCGAGGGUUAGACCCACCCGUCAUACUGACCAAAGAAAAAAUCACUCGUUGGCAUCCGGAGUUCGAUCUCGAAUCUUGCCCCGACAUAGAGAAGGCUGAGCUCCCACAACCACCGAAUGUGGAACGGUUCUCUUCAGCCAAAGAUGUUCUUUCAACGGCUAGAAACUUAUUCAACUGUGGUACGGCGAUGGAACGAGCUUUUCAACGACUGGAAGAAAAGAAGCGUCAGGCAGUUGUAACGACUACAACAGAAACAACAGCAGCACCAGUAGCUGCUUGCGGUCAGGAGGAUACCAAAGAAAUCAAACCCUCCCAACCAACAGAAACGAAGACUGAAGAUCCUAGGCAAGCAGCAUUCAAAAACAUUCCCAAAGCACUACUGGAGAAAAUCCGGGCCAAACAAGCCGCCAAAGCGUUGGAUCAGAUGACCCGGCCACCCUCACAGGAUCGUGAAGCUAUCAAGUAUAGCAGACUGCCGGAAAUUGCUCGCCAUCUGCGAAAUGUAUUCAUCACCGAGAAGAAGGGUGUUCUGCCGCUUGAGAUGACCCUGGUCAGAAUUGAGAACAGCUAUCGGAGCAAACUGUCGGUGAAAGAGCUAGAGGAACAUUUGAAAAUGAUCGCCAAAAUUACCCCCUUCUGGCUGACGAUGACAGAGGUCAGGAAAACUAUGUACGCGAAAAUCGUGAAAGAUUACGACUUGGCGAAAGUUAUUAAAUUGCUGGAAAAGAAAGCAAAUGAGGUGUUAGAAUCCUGAUUUCUAUAUACACCGUAAACCAAAGUUACAGCCGUGCUUGAAGAAUAUAUUCCAAUAUCUUAACAUUUUAUUCGCCACAGUUUUUCGUUAGAAUAAUUUUCGCCAUUGAACAUUUUUUUAGCAUUAGCGACAAAUUGUUAGUUUAAUGUCAAAAUUAAUAUUUUAUUGUAAAUUUAUGAUCAUUUGCACUGUUUUUUUUGUGUUUGUGUGUAAUAGAUAAUGAAUGUAAUACAAGUUGAAUUUAUCAAUGAA
This is a messenger RNA of Toxorhynchites rutilus septentrionalis, 2595 nucleotides long. RefSeq names its product DNA replication factor Cdt1 (gene dup). Gene Ontology annotation, molecular function: DNA binding; DNA polymerase binding. The transcript has 2 exons. Gene Ontology annotation, biological process: DNA replication preinitiation complex assembly; regulation of DNA-templated DNA replication initiation; DNA replication checkpoint signaling. NCBI's taxonomy places the organism in Eukaryota, Metazoa, Arthropoda, Insecta, Diptera, Culicidae. The record is from RefSeq and is a predicted model, not a curated record. Bases 187 to 2343 code for a protein of 718 amino acids. Gene Ontology annotation, cellular component: nucleus.